Messenger RNA from Clonostachys byssicola, 1923 nucleotides. Lineage: Eukaryota; Fungi; Ascomycota; Sordariomycetes; Hypocreales; Bionectriaceae. The record is from the annotation of a GenBank genome assembly.
AUGAUUUGUAAAACACUUCUCUUGCUCAUUCUGACCGUGAGAAAUGUGUCAUCAAGUCUCGAAUCAUCUGGGCUUUCUGUCAAACUAAACGAUGUGGAUUACUUCAUCUCGCCAUUUUCUCAGGGAAGGGCAUAUGAUCAGCCACUUGACGCCAAAUCUCGCGGCGGCCAAUUCGGUUUUGUGCCUGUGACAGUGAUUGCGGAGACCAGUACCAAUAUCACUGAUCUGCUCACUAAUUGGACAAGAAUCGACGAUGUUUGGCAGCCUGGCUUUCUUACCACCAUCAUCCUCGCCAGCUCUGGCAGAUCGAGAUCUAGGCCUGUGAGCAUGACCUACUAUCCCAACUUUACAUCUGAGAUUCUGCCUCUGCAAGAGAGUAGCCGGAUUCCUUCCGGUCCUUAUUUCCUCGACACUUACACAGGAGAGGUCCAUCAAGCCUUUCGCCUCUACGAUGACUUCGCUGGUGCUUUCACUCAAUCUUUACUACAAAAACCCGAUGGGACUUUCCAAACCUUAUCUGCUCAUAUCCAAUCUUCGGCCUCAUUGACUAUUGGUGUACCAUCCCGUCUCUAUUUCACAGCGACCAAGGAGAAGCCUUUAGCUGGUGUUCGUGUGGGAGUCAAAGACAUCUUCGCUCUCGCUGGUGCAAGGAGAUCCAACGGCAACCGAGCGUGGUACGGUCUUUAUCCGCCAGCAAGCCAGACUUGUGCUGUGAUGCAGAAUCUGCUAGAUGCGGGUGCUAUUAUUGUUGGCCUUCAGAAAUUGUCGCAGUUUUCCAAUGGCGAGACACCUACAGCGGAUUGGGUCGACUACCACGCACCGUUUAACCCUCGGGGAGACGGAUACCAAGAUACUGCAUCAUCAUCUGCUGGGGCCGGCUCAUCCAUAGGAUCGUAUGAGUGGCUCGACCUGGCUGUUGGAAGCGAUACCGGAGGGUCUAUUCGAGGUCCGGCAGCAGUUCAGGGUGUAUUCGGAAAUCGGCCGACUCAUGGUAUUGUCAGCCUUGACAAUGUCAUGCCCAUGUCACCCAGUCUAGACACUGCCGGCUUCUUGGCUCGCGACCCCUAUAUAUGGGGCGCUGCACAAGCCGCAAUGUAUAAGGGCAAUUACACAUCUUACGGCAGCUUUGAAUAUCCUGGGAAGCUGUAUACACUUGACUUUCCUACCGAAGACACCCCGACAACUAAGAUUCUGAACAAAUUUUCGGCCGAUCUUGCCGCAUUCUUAAAUGCCACAGUAACACCGCUCAACAUCAGCAAAGAAUGGGAGAACUCUGCUCCUACUCAGGUUGGAAGCAAUACUAUUUCUCAACUUCUUAAUCUCACAUAUACAGCUCUCAUCACCAUGGAUCAAACACAAUUACUUCGCGACCAGUUUUACAAAGAUUACGCAGCUGUUCACGACGGACGCCUUCCCUUUGUUGACCCAGUUCCCUUGGCCCGCUGGUCUUGGGGUGAUGAGCAGCCUGACUAUCAAAGAACUAAUGCUAUUGAAAACAAGACGCUGUUCAUGGACUGGUUCAACGAGAAGAUUCUGUUUAGAUCUCCCAACACCAAGACUUGUUCAAGUAGCAUCAUCUUGCACACAGACAGCACGGGCAGUCUCUCCAACCGCAAUCGCUACCUCAACCCACCCGCUCUCCCAUUCGGCUUCUCCAAUGGAGAGAUUUCUGUGUUUGCAGAGACCCCGGAUAGCGUUUUCCCGCUCGGCGAGAUCCCCGUCCAGAGCACUAUCACUAACCAUACCGAGCUUGUUCCAGUAGCAGUCGAUGUCAUGGUGGCUAAAGGAUGUGAUGGAUUGAUUGCUCAACUCGCAUUAGACCUUGUCGAGGCAGGGAUUAUUAAGAAACCAAAGGCUGGGUCAACGCUCAAUGGAGGAGAAAUCUUACUUCGACGAGGCGAUGUGCCAUUAACCUCGGCAUAA